AUGGAUAGGCAGGAGCGCUUCCACUCGGACCAGAGGGUCUGCCGGGGGGCGCCGCAGGCUCUCCAGACCCCGGCUCUCGAAGCUGGAGCGCAGCCGGGUUCCCGCAACGCGCCCCAAGAGGAGCGACUCUCCCCGGCUCGGCCCGGGGUCCCGGACUCCGACGGCCCCGCCCCGGCGGUAGCGCGUGCCCUGGAGCCAUCGCGGGGAACCCGGGAGCGGUGGCUUCGUCCCAGCCUGCGGGCGCGCUGUCUGGCGCGUCCGAGCGGCCUCGGGAAGCCGGCUAGCGUGCCAGGUCGUCCGGCUUGCACCCCGACCCUGCCGGCCGGGCGUCUUCUAAGGCAUAUGGUCUCCGGGGAGAACCGCAGGGAGGAGCGAGCACCGAGAUGGUCUAGACAGCACCUGGAGAAGCUUAAUGGGGCGGAGGGUCCUCCGGGCUCUGCAGCCCGGGGCCCCCUACUUGGCGCGCGGCGGGAGCUCGUCUUUUCCAGCCGGGCGCGGACUCGCUUUGUGUACAGCUGCGUGCAGCGUCAGCUCAUUCUGGGCAGCCCACAGGAACGCUGCAUACCCAGGGCGAGCGAGAGCAGCAAGAUGCCACUGCACGUGCGCUUGGGGGCGCUGUCCUUAGUCCUGAUCCUGCUCUGGGGCCCCACGCCUGCAGCCCAGACCUGUCCACAUCCUUGCGCCUGCUACGUGGCUAGCGAGGUGCAUUGUACGUUUCGAUCCCUGGCUUCCGUGCCUGCAGGCAUUAAUAAAGACGUGGAAAGAAUCAAUCUGGGGUUUAACAGCAUUCAGGCCAUAUCGGACACCUCUUUCUCAGGGAUGGCUAAGUUGGAACUUCUCAUGAUUCACGGGAAUGACAUCCCCAGCAUUCCUGAUGGGGCAUUGAGAGACCUGACCUCUCUCCAGGUUUUCAAGUUCAGCUACAACAAGCUGCGUGUGAUCACGAAGCAGACAUUCCAGGGGCUCUCAAAUCUGGUGCGGCUGCACGUGGACCACAACCGGAUAGAGUUCAUCCACCCUCAGGCUCUGAACGGCCUCAUGUCCCUGAGACUCGUCCAUCUCGAGGGGAAUUUGCUGCAUCACCUGCAUCCACACACCUUCUCCACCUUCUCCUUUCUGGACCACUUCCGCCUGUCUACCGUGAGGCACCUGUACCUAGCUGAGAACGCCGUCAGCUCUCUGCCCACCGGGAUGCUGCAGAACAUGCCACUCCUGGAGAAUCUCUAUCUGCACGGGAACCCAUGGGCCUGCGGCUGCGACAUGAAGUGGCUGCUGGGAUGGGAAGCCAGGUCCAGAGGGAUCCUAAAGUGUAAAAAGGACAAGUCCUACGAAGGUGGCCAGCUGUGUGCCAUGUGCUCCAGUCCCCAGAAGCUGCAGAAACAGGAGAUUCACAAGCUCAAGGACAUUGUUUGUGCGAAGCCACUCAUUGACUCUCCCCUGAGGCAGAACCGGAGUGGGAGCAGCAAUGAGGAACAGGAACCAGACGAGGAUGGCAGCGAGGGUCCGCUCUCGCUGGAGAACAUGCAUCUCCCCACAUGGAACAUCUCUCUGAACAUGACGGAUGAGCACGGAAACACAGUAAACUUGGCCUGCAGCAUCAAGAAACCCACAGACGUGUACCAGAUCCUCUUGAACCAGACAGAUCCCUUUGAGAUCGAGGUCAAUGCCACCGUUGCUUUGGAUUUUGAGUGCCCCAUGACCAGGGAGAACUAUGAGAAGCUGUGGAAACUGAUUGCGUAUUACAGCGAGGUCCCGCUGAAGCUUCAGCAGGAACGCAAGUUCAGUGAAGACGGCAGAGAUGGCUUCGAGUACAGGCAGGAUGCUGAUGAAGAUGCCCUAUACUAUACAGGUGUCAAAGCCUGCAUCCUCGCGGAGCCAGCAUGGGUCCUGCAGCCGUCGGUGGACAUCCAACUGAACCGGCGCCAGAGCACCGCCAAGCAGGUGCUGCUCUCGUACUAUGCUCGGUUUAUGCAAACGGUGUCCAGCAAGGCAGUGAGGUGGGCGCAGAGCAGGAGCUGGCUGAUGAUGGAGCCGGGUAAAGCCCUGCAGAGAGCUCACACGGUCCUGGAGGGAGGGUCCUUUCAGUUGAGUUGCCCUGUGCGGGCUUCCGAGAGCCCCUCCAUCUCCUGGGUGUUGCCGGACGGCUCUGUCGUCAGAGCCCCUACAGAAGACUUGGAGAGCAAGUUCUCCAUCCUCAGUGGUGGCCAUCUGAAGGUCAGGUCAGCGGAGUACUCCGACUCGGGUUUGUACCAGUGCAUUGCUCAGGUGAGAGAUGAAGAGGAUCGGGUGAUGUACAGGGUCUCUGUACAGGUACCGGUCACUCGGCCCUCGGAUGAACACACACUGACCAUCACUAAGAGCCCUGGAGAGCCAGUGACGUUGCCUUGCAAUGCAGAAGCCAUUCCAGAAGCCCAGCUGAGCUGGGUUCUCCCAAGCAAAAGGAUCACGAAUCAUCUGGCUAACACAUCUCACGCAUACGUACUGGACAACGGAACACUCUCCAUCCCAAAGGUCCAAGCCAGCGAUGGGGGUUACUACAGAUGCGUGGCUGUCAACUUACAAGGGACAGAUCACUUCACUGUGGAGGUCGUCGUGAAUAAGAAAGGCCCCAGCAGGACCUCCAAGAGAGGAAGACGUCCGGGAGGAAAGAGUCUGCCCAGAAUAAGAGAUGUCAUCGAAGACGAAGGGGGCUCAGGCGUCGGGGGCGAAGACAAGAUUCCAAGGCAGGUUCUACACCCGAUGGACCAAGAGGUGUUUAUCAAAACCCAAGAUGGUGAUGCCAGCGUUGGAAACCAAAAGACCAAGAAAGGCCGACGAAAACUGAAACUCUGGAAGAAGCAAGAGAAGGAACCAGAGACGAAUGUUGCAGAAGGCCGGCGAGCUUUUGAGUCCAGGCGGAGGGUCAAUAUGUCAAACAAGCAGAUUAAUCCCGAGCGCUGGGCAGAUAUCUUAGCCAGAGUCCGGGGGAGGAAUGUCCUCAAAGGUACAACUGUUCCCCAGGUUGUACAGAGCACAGCCACCCCGUCGGUGCAUGGAGAGGUAGCCCCUCUUGCUCCUGCUGUUCCUCCACCCUCAGUAUCUCUGGAGCAGACCACCAGCACCGUAGAGGAUUCCUCAGCAGAUAUGACCACAUUCAGUGAGAGAGAACACGUUUCCAAUAGCAUUUCCCCAACCAAGAUGGCGCUAGAACCAAACCACCAUGGAGCCAUUUCUGCUGAACCCAAAGAAGCAAGCGUACAACUGGGAGACGUUCUCCAUCAGGAGGUAUCUGAGAAGAUAAAGGAUAUGUUUAGUACACAAGCUGGUUCUUCAGCCCCUACCCAAAUGUCUUUGCCUUAUGAAUCAUCUUCCCUGCUGCAGACCCUGGAGGUAUUCUAUGAGGAGCCCACUUAUGAAGAGGUGUCCACAGAGGGUUGGUUCACAGCACCGAGCAUGGCAUCUGUGCCCCUGCCCACAUCCAACGUGGAUGAAGUGCCCUUGGAGUCCAUCUCUUUAGCAGAGUCUGAAACCCAAGCAUAUCUUGACCCAGAUUCUGAGACCAACUCUCAAGUAGUUGAGGUUCAGAUGGGAGAUCUGACCUCCACACGCUCCACUCCAACUUCCUCCUGGUGGACUGUGGACCCCAGGGUGUCUGAGUCCUUCUGGGAACCAGAUGUUCCCACACAGACUCGUCCACAAGGGCACACAGACAACACCCAGCCUACGACAGGGGACUCAGGCAAUCAAGGCAACUCAGUCAUAAAGCAAGACGUGGUGGAGAGCUCUCAGACAACAAGGGAAGGGAACAUUUUGGAAGUAGAGCCCACAGACUCUGGAUACCCUAGGAGUGAGGAACUGGGAGAAACACACAGCAUCGUUACAUUUAAGCAACCUGGAGAAACCACACUCAAUGCGCUAUUUGACAGGGACACUCUUACUGUGUCUCCGACGAUGCCAAAACCAAUGACCACAGCAGCAACCACACUGACCACUCCCCCUCUCCGAAGGAAGUCCAAUGGGAGGAGAAGGUUACGGCUCCAGAGAUUCCGACACCGGCAUAAGCAAACACUGCCGCUGCCAACGUCUGCCCCACCAGAGACUUUUUCUACGACACCCGCUGGAGAGUCCACAAUGAAGGGUCUGCGCAAAGUGGAGGAUCCACUUGUCUUGACACCCACGGUUGAGGGUACGGUUGGCAUCCCCAAACAGUUGGGAAUGGGGCCACCAGUAGAGCGAGUGACCAAGGGAACGUCCCGAAGAAAACAGGCAAAGAAACAAAACAAACAUCGGCACGUGUCAUUUACUGUGAGCUGGAAAGACUCGGAAGCCAAGACCAGCUCUUCCCCAGACAACAAACAUAUAGACAUAAUUACUCCCAGUCCUGAAACACUACCUUUAUCUGCAAUGGUUCCUCUGAAACCUGGGGAGGACACACAUGAGACAAGCAGAGCAGAAGAUGACAUGACAGGGACCCCCAAACUACAUCUGCCUCUCAGUAAAGAAGUCCAAGGAACAAUUGCAGUCACAUUUAACCCCACAUCUGGCGGGGAGGAAAGGAAGAUGGAUUUUAGCGUCACAAACAUCAAUGGUGUAAACGUUGGCACUCCAGUGUUCACUGAGUUAGCAACUGACAGCGUGUCUACUUUGAGCUCUGUGGUCUCCACUGUAGAAGGAUUGAUGCGACAAUCGUACCCGCUAAGGUUUCCGGGAACUCCAAGCUGGACUUCUUCCGGGACAACCCAGCCUUGGAGUGUGGACACAAGCAGAUCUGUUAGUGGGGGUGGAGAAAUCCAUACAGACCCACCCCUUUGGGAAGAGUUAGAAAAGCCACAUCUUCCUAAUGGAUUUUCACCAUCGGUGUCGGUGUCUACACAGUCUCAACGGGGUGAUGUUGCUGCUUCCACUACACCAUCAAGCACAAGACAAAAGUCAUUCUCAAGCCAAGUAAUGACAACCACUCAUGGUCAGCACCAGGAAAAACGCACCCCAAUGACGAUCCAUGAGGAAAUGAGACCACAGGAUCACACCCCUACACCAAACCCAACAGAGGAACCAGAUUCCCCAUCCCCACCCACUACAAUGGGGUCUUUGGUACAAACCCCCACUACAUCUGCACCUCUUCUUCUAAGUUCAUCUCACAUACCAACCGAGUCCAGAGACAAUAUUUUGUUGAAUUAUGUGGGUGUCUCUGAAACAAAAGCAGCCCCGUUGAGCAAUGAAGGAAGCUGGUAUAUAUUGAAAGCGAAUGAAGCGUCCACUCCUUCUUCCAAAGAGGAUGUUGUGAACGUAUCUCCAAAGCAUGAGCUGGUCAAAGAGGUUUUUGAUGGUGAGAUCCCAAACACUGUACCCCGAGGUCCAGAGAGCCACCACCAUGAUGGAAGAGGACAGACAUCUCACCAACGAGUUAUCCUUCCUACUAAACCCAUACCACCGCGAGAAACCACAAGGACACCACGAGUAGAAACCACGAGGACACCACGAGUGGUCACUCAGAGGCCCUUUAAGUACUUAGUAACAACACAACCAUCUCGUCACAUGACCAACCAACCAGAAAUAGCAGUGCACCCGUGGAAGGUUGUUCCAGAGAGUAAGUCGUUUGUGACUCCAAAGUUACCAACAACGACAGCUCCUAUCCUACUACAGAGACCCAGACCCGGCAUUCUCGGGGAGUUUGGCGAUCACAGAACCAACCAAUUCAAUGCGAUCCCCAAAGUAUUUGGAAACAACAACAUCCCCGAUCAAAGAAGCCCUAUGGGAAAGCCACCGAGUCCAAGAUAUCCCCCUCAUUCUAAUAGCAGGUUCCCAUUCUUCUUCAACAAGACCUUUGUGUUCCCACAGUUGGGAACCACUGCAGCCCCGGUGACAAGAGACAGAAAAGUCAUCCCAGGUUCCUUUAACAGAAUCUUCUCCCAAAGCGUCAUGCAUGUGGAUUUUGGUCCUCCCGCACCUCCGCUAUCCCACCCUCCCAGGGCCACCCUGAUACCCUCAACUAACAUCCACCCCAUUUCCCGGCUGCAUUCUACCCAGAGCUCCAUCCCUUUCACCACGUCCCCUAGCCAUCCUUUCAGAAACUUCCAUCAAAGCAGCUCGAGAAUCUUCUCUGUUGGAGGACCACCAGCAUCCAAAUUCUGGACGCUUGGGGAGAAGCCCCAAAUUAGCACCAAAUCACCGCCCACCGUGUUUGUCACUGCAGAGAGCGACGCUGUGUUUCCAUGCGAGGCAACAGGGAAACCCAUGCCUUACAUUACCUGGACGAAGGUUUCCACAGGGGCCCUGAUGACGCCCAAUACUCGCACAGAAAGAUUCCAGGUUCUGAAAAACGGCACACUGGUUAUUCGCAAAGUGCAAGUACAGGACCACGGACAGUACUUGUGCACCGCCACGAAUCUUCACGGGGCGGACACUAUGCGGGUGGUGGUGGCGGUAAAGACACAUCAACCUCAGUUCCUAGCCUCGCACUACCAGGAUGUCACUGUCUACCUGGGGGACACCAUUGCCAUGGAAUGCCUGGCUAAGGGCACCCCUGCACCCCAAAUUUCCUGGAUCUUCCCCGACCGGCGGGUGUGGCACACCGUGUCCCCCGCGGAGGGCCGAGUCACACUACACGAGAACCGCACGCUAUCCAUCAAGGACGCAUCCUUUGCGGACAUGGGCGUGUACAAGUGCGUGGCCAGCAAUGCCGCAGGCGCAGACAGCCUCGCCAUCCGCCUGCACGUGGCGGCCCUGCCCCCAGCCAUCCAGCAAGAGAAACAGGAGAGCAUCUCGCUGCCCCCCGGGCUCAGCAUUCAUAUCCACUGCACCGCCAAGGCCGCGCCCCUGGCCAGUGUGCGCUGGGUUCUGGACGACGGAACGCAGGUGCGCCCUUCGCAGUUUGUGCGUGGGAACCUCUUCGUCUUCCCCAAUGGCACUCUCUACAUCCGCCACCUCGCACCCAAGGACAGCGGCCGCUACGAAUGUGUGGCUACCAACCUCGUGGGCUCUGCGCGCAGGACGGUGCAGCUCACCGUGCAGCGCGCAGCGGCCAACGCGCGCAUCACCAGCACGUCCCCGCGCAGGAGUGAUGUGCGCUACGGCAGCACCCUCCGCCUGGACUGCAGCGCAUCCGGAGAUCCUAGGCCGCGCACGCAGUGGAGGUUGCCCUCCCAGCGAAUGGUGGAUACGCUCUUCAGCUAUGACCCCAGAAUCAUGGUGUUUGCCAACGGGACCCUGGUGGUGAAAUCUGUCACUGAGAAAGAUGCAGGGGACUACUUGUGCGUCACCAGGAACAAGAUCGGUGAGGACUACGUAGGGUUCAAAGUGAAUGUGGUCAUGAAGCCAGCUAAGAUCGAGUACAAGGAAGACCAGGACCACAUGGUCGUGCAUGGGGACAAUCUGAAAGUGGACUGCGUGGCCACGGGGCUCCCCAACCCUGAGAUUUCUUGGAGUCUCCCCGACGGGAGUGUGGUCAACCCCUUCAUGCAAUCAGAUGACAGCGGGGGACGGACGAAACGUUAUGUCGUCUUCAACAAUGGCACGCUCUACUUCAACGAAGUGGGGAAGAAGGAAGAGGGAGAUUAUACCUGCUUUGCGGAGAACCAGAUGGGUAAGGACGCAAUGACGGUCCAUGUGAAAGUGGUGGCCGAGCCUGCGGCCAUCCGAAACAAGACGUACUCCGUGGUCCAGGUCCCCUAUGGGGAUGUGGUCACCGUGACGUGCGAGUCCAAGGGGGAACCCACGCCGAGGGUGAACUGGCUGUCUCCCACCAACAGGGAGAUCCCUGCCUCCUCGGACAAGUACCAAGUCUACCAAGAUGGUACACUCCUCAUCCGCAAGGCGCAGCGAUCCGACAGCGGCAACUACACCUGCGUGGUCCGGAACAGUGCCGGGGAGGACAGGAAAGUCGUUGGCAUCCAGGUGCAGGUCCAGCCGCCCAGGAUCAACGGGAACUCCAACGCCGUCACCACCGUGCGGGAGAUUGCUGUUGAAGGGAGCCGGAAGCUUGUUGACUGCAGAGCACAGGGCAUCCCUGUUCCCAGGGCAUUGUGGGCUUUUCCUGAGGGCGUGGUCCUGCCUGCUCCCUACUACGGGAACAGGAUCUCAGUCCACCGUAAUGGCACGCUGGACAUCCGCAGCAUACGACGCAGUGACUCGGUGCAGUUUGUGUGUAUUGCCCGCAACGAAGGCGGGGAGGCCCGUCUCGUUGUCCAGCUGACAGUCUUGGACCAUGUUGUGAAGCCCAUCUUCCAUGACCCAGUGAGCGAAAAGAUCACCGCCAUCGCCGGACACACCAUCAGCCUCAACUGCUCAGCCGCGGGGACCCCGGCACCCACGUUGCUGUGGGUUCUCCCCAAUGGAACGGAGGUCCAAAGCGGCAGGCAGCUGCAGCGAUUUUACCACAAGAGCGACGGCAGGUUGCACAUCAGUGGGCUGGCCUCAGCGGACGCCGGUGCCUACCGCUGCAUAGCUAGGAACCCUGCCGGCUACUCGGAGAGGCUGGUGUCCCUCAGGGUGGGCCUCAAGCCCACGGCCAGCAGUCAGCAGCACGGCGUAGUGAGCAUCAUCAACGGAGAAACCUUACAUCUGUCCUGCCCCAUCCCGGCUGGCCGCCCCGCUCGAUUCUCCUGGACUCUCCCCAACGGUAUGCUUCUGAACAUCCCCCAAGAGGUGGGGCGCUUCACACUCCUGGAAAACGGCACGCUCACGGUGCACGAGGCCUCGGUGUUCGAGAGGGGGACUUACACAUGCAAGGUGGACACUGAGGAUGGCUCGUCCUUCACGAGCAUUCCUGUCAUUAUCAUCGCCUACCCACCUCGCAUCACCAGCGAAGCCACGCCGGUCAUCUACACUCGACCUGGGAGCAGCGUCAAGAUGAACUGCUUGGCCAUGGGAGUGCCCAAAGCCCAGAUCACGUGGGAACUGCCGGACAAGUCCCAUCUGGCUGCUGGAGCGCAGGCUCGAAUCUUUGGGAACAAGUACCUCCAGCCCCACGGUUCCUUGACCAUCCAGCAUGUUUCUGCACGAGAUUCUGGCUUCUACAAGUGUGUGGCUGAGAAUGUCUUGGGUAGGGACUCCAAGACCACUUACAUCCACAUCUACUGA
Molecule: messenger RNA, 9057 nt
Organism: Chrysochloris asiatica (Cape golden mole)
Lineage: Eukaryota; Metazoa; Chordata; Mammalia; Afrosoricida; Chrysochloridae
Gene: MXRA5
Product: matrix-remodelling associated 5
Exons: 10
Coding region: 1-9057 (3018 amino acids)
Molecular function (GO): protein binding
Source: RefSeq, a predicted model, not a curated record